AUGGCUGUGAUGAUGUACUUUUCCACCACGCCUACCGUGGUGACCAUGCGACUCUCGGCGGCGCAGCACGAGCUGGACAUCACCGGCCGCGUGGAAGGCGUGGAAGAGGAUGUGCUCAAAGGCGAGAACUCGCUGAAGGGCCAGGCCAGGAGGUACCUGACGCAAGACGCGACGUACCUGGUGGUCAUUUGCUUUCUCAUUUGCUGCCUGGAGCAAGACAACUUUUCCAGGGCUGCCAAAUAUCCCUCGCCGGACAGCGACGGCAUCUACACGGACUUUGGCUUUUUCAAGGUGCUUUUCGAACUCCUCAGCGCCUAUGGCACCUGUGGCUUGAGCCUGGGAUUCGAGAACCAGACCUUCUCCUUCAGCGGUGUGUGGAGCGAGGCGUCCCAGAUGCUGCUGGUCUUCACCAUGCUCCUGGGCCGGCUCCGAGGGCUCCCCGACUCCAUCGACGCCUCGGUGCGGGUGGCCAUGGUCGCAGAGGAGGCCAAGGAGGAAGACUGCGACUUUGUCCGCUUUUGA
This is a messenger RNA of Effrenium voratum, 522 nucleotides long. The record is from the annotation of a GenBank genome assembly. Lineage: Eukaryota; Dinophyceae; Suessiales; Symbiodiniaceae.